AUGUCGUCGUUACAGGAACACAUCCUAGCAUUUAUUCAAAAUCCUAUUCCACACUAUGUGCUUGUUUGUUUGCCAGCCGUUGCGACAAUAGGAACAUCACCAUAUACUACUUUUAAGAAAAAAAUCUUUUGGACAUUGCGUUGUCUUGGAUGUCCAUUUACAGGAUUGUUUUACUCUUGCAACACAGCAAAUAACGAUACAGCUAUAUGCGCAUAUUGGCUAUCGUCAGUGCAUUUUCGCGUUAAUGGUAAUGAAAACAAUACAUCACCUAUUUGUCGACCUGUUGGACAUUAUUCUAUGAUAAUUAAUCCUACCACAGAACAGAAAGUGAAAAUGAGUCAUUGUGUCUCAAAUCCCUCAAUGCUUGAAAGAGUAUCAUCAGGGGUGUCAUUCUACUACAUUUGCGUUGGUAUAUUUAUAGGGAUCUCUAGAGUUAUAGGGCCAUGUACUCAAGCAGAUUGGCCGUACAUUUCAUUAGCAUUAGGCUGGACAUUGCCUGCAGUCCUAAAAAGAGUACGUGGAGGGAAAGUCGUGAUUAACGAUCCUAGAAGGGUACUUGAAGAUGAGCAAAUACUCGUGAAUAGAUACCCAAAAAUUGAUGUUGAUGAUAAAAAUGUUACAGACACCCAUGUUACGCUUACUGCUUUUGCCUCAAUAUUAAUCCCUUGGAUAGUAGUUCUCUUGGCUUACUUUACUCCUCCAGUUGGAUUUGGAUGUCGAAGCAAGUUCUUAUCGGUAUUAUGUUCUAUAUGGACAGUCAAUAGCAUUAUCGCUUAUUUUUAUCACAUUUUUGGUAAAGAAAAAUAUGUUAGCGAAUUGGUAUCUCUGUUGUGUUUAACGUUAAAGGUUGGAAAGAGCACUCGAAGAUUUGAAGAAUGUGAACAUGGUUUAGAACGUUGA
Molecule: messenger RNA, 900 nt
Organism: Cetraspora pellucida
Lineage: Eukaryota; Fungi; Glomeromycota; Glomeromycetes; Diversisporales; Gigasporaceae
Source: the annotation of a GenBank genome assembly